Molecule: messenger RNA, 372 nt
Organism: Monoraphidium neglectum
Lineage: Eukaryota; Viridiplantae; Chlorophyta; Chlorophyceae; Sphaeropleales; Selenastraceae
Exons: 2
Coding region: 1-372 (123 amino acids)
Biological process (GO): cristae formation
Cellular component (GO): MICOS complex
Source: RefSeq, a predicted model, not a curated record
AUGCUGCCUCAACGUUCUUCCUGCCACUCUGCUCCCCCUCGUCCCAGGACGACGCUGCAGCUGGCCUACUUCCCGGAAAGCAGCGGCGGCGGCAUCGUCUCCCACGCCGUCGCGGCCGCCGCGGCCGCCCUCAAGACGGACGCGGGCGCCGAGGGCGGCGGCGCUGACGCGGCUGUGUCAAAGGCGCGCGCGCACCUCCGCGCCGGCCGCCUGCUCGCCGCCGCCGACGCGCUGUCCCGCGCCGCCGCCGGCAGCCAGGCGGCCGACGCGGCGGCGGCAUGGGUGGCGGAUGCGCGCGCGCGGGCGCUGGCCGACCAGAAUGCGCGGCUGCUGCAGGCGCACGCGACCUCAACCGCAGCCUCCCUCGCUUGA